Porites lobata is the source of this 410-nucleotide messenger RNA. Lineage: Eukaryota; Metazoa; Cnidaria; Anthozoa; Scleractinia; Poritidae. The record is from the annotation of a GenBank genome assembly.
AUGGCCCGAACCAAGCAAACAGCGAGAAAGUCCACCGGAGGAAAAGCGCCUCGUAAACAGCUGGCUACUAAGGCAGCUCGAAAGAGCGCUCCUGCUACUGGUGGCGUGAAAAACCGCACCGUUACAGGCCAGGAACAGUGGCCCUCAGAGAGAUCCGUCGUUAUCAGAAGUCCACCGAGUUGCUGAUUCGCAAGUUACCGUUUCAGCGUCUUGUUCGAGAAAUCGCUCAGGAUUUCAAGACCGACUUGCGCUUUCAAAGCUCAGCCGUGCUGGCUCUUCAAGAGGCUAGCGAAGCCUACCUGGUCGGUCUUUUCGAGGACACCAACCUUUGCGCCAUUCACGCUAAACGUGUCACCAUCAUGCCUAAAGAUAUCCAGUUGGCUCGUAGGAUCCGGGGCGAACGUGCAUAA